Messenger RNA from Entamoeba invadens IP1, 1617 nucleotides. RefSeq lists its product as hypothetical. Gene Ontology annotation, biological process: glucan catabolic process. The record is from RefSeq and is a predicted model, not a curated record. Lineage: Eukaryota; Evosea; Mastigamoebida; Endamoebidae. Gene Ontology annotation, cellular component: cell surface; extracellular region. Gene Ontology annotation, molecular function: beta-glucosidase activity. The transcript has a single exon. The coding region runs from base 1 to 1617 and encodes 538 amino acids.
AUGAAAGGGAUUGCGUUAAGUAACCGCAUUGAAAUAUAUCCAAAUAAAACUGCUGAAAUCAAGCCGGAACACACACCAGAAGCAUACAAAGAUAUUUCCUCAAUGGGGUUCAAUACUGUCCGGAUGUAUUUGCAUUAUUUAAUGUUUGAGAGUGACCUUUCUCCAUAUCAAUACAAAGAGAGUGGGUUUGCUUGGCUCGACACUGAAAUAGCUGAAGCAAAGAAGAAUAAUAUUCGACUUCUUCUUAACUUCCAUAUUCCACAAGGAGGGUAUCUCUCUAAAUGUGCGGGCACUCUCUUUGACAACAAAAACGAUGAACAGAAUCGCCUGAUAGCCCUUUGGCGAUAUAUAGCGAAGAGGUAUUGUAAUGAAGAAGGUAUAGCCGGGUAUGAUCCUGUUAAUGAACCUUGUUUAAGGUUUAAUCAGACAGAAGAGAAUACAUAUGAGCAGUUGAAUACCUUUUACUCCAAGUUAAUAAAGACCAUUCGAGAAGUCGAUAACCACCACAUGUUGUCUUUGGAACCAGCCAAAAGAUAUACAAAAGACGGUGCGAUGUACACAAUAGUAAAUUGGAAUAUCUUAUUUAAAGUAGAAGACAAUAACUGGAACAUCCAAUAUCACGAUUACACCCCAGGGUGGUACACCUUUCAAGGAAUGCCAGGUAAUCCAAUGAAUGACGAGUAUUAUUGGCCAAACACUCACAAUAUAAACUAUGGAGGGAAGGACGUCUAUGCAUACACAAUAAGUAAAGAAGUUGCUGAUAUUACUAAAAGUAUUUGGGUACAGAAGAAGCUCAAUUGGAAUGCCAAAGACACUGAAUUUGUCAGGAACACAUAUUGGGUCGCUUUGAAAUUUGUGAAUGGAAUUAACACAUGCGUGACUGUUGAUAACAUCAAAGUCAAUGAUUACUUUAGUAAUAAUACAAUAGAUUAUACCUGGCAAUUCAAUUUCGAGAAGGUAAGUACAAAUGCAACAUUUAAAGUCUUUUCGAGUACUGGUAAUAACAAUAACUUAUUAUAUGGUAAUUAUGGUGUAGAUAACACUUUCGGAUGGAAAAUGACAAUCAAUGGAAAUGCUACGAUUGUUCUUGAUCAUCCAUUCUUACCUAUUGAAGGACACAUUUAUGUCAUAACUAUGGACUUAAAAGUAGUGAGCGCGACAAACGAAGUUGCUUUCAUUGUUGAUGUCCAUAACAACAGUUGGGCUUAUGGCGGUGGGUAUGAAUCGCUUGAUAUAUCUACAAGGUCUAUACAAACAUAUGAAGCUUUUUUUGGCGUUCCAGUCUUCAUUGGGGAGUUCGGAGCCAAUUUCAGAAUGUUUGAAAACAACAAAGGAGGUGAAAAUUGGGUCACAGAUAUUAUUGACACUUUCGUGAAGUACAAAUUAAGUUACAAUUAUCACAUCUAUCACGAACAAUGCUUUGGACUGUAUAACACUUCAGACACAUUGGCACCUGGUGAGGGAAGAAUGGAAUUGCUAUAUAAUGCAUUUAUGGAGUCUGUUAAGAAAACACCUGUACUAGAUGGGGUAUAUAAUGACUCUGAUUGGUAUGACAACGAAUCUGGGUGUUCUGCGAUUGUUGUCAUCACAUUUGGUAUCCUUUUCUUUUUCUAUUGA